This is a messenger RNA of Rotaria sp. Silwood1, 714 nucleotides long. The record is from the annotation of a GenBank genome assembly. Lineage: Eukaryota; Metazoa; Rotifera; Eurotatoria; Philodinida; Philodinidae.
AUGGAUAGAAUAUCAAACAGCAUUAAUAAUGAAAUUAACAAUAGUAGUGAAUCACCUCCACCACCACCUUAUAAUUCACUUGUUUAUAAAAAAGAUGAUGAUGAAUUUGAUAGAAUUCAAUCAUCAACUUAUUUUGAUAAUAGUAAUCAACCAUUUGUGUAUUUUAAUAAUUAUCCUGGACCACCAUUAACAGAUGGUCAUGUACAAAUUGAUCAAAUUAAUCAAUCGAUUAAUCAUGAUCAUAUAAUAUCAAAAAAUAUUCGUAUAUAUUUAAUUCUAAAUGGUAUAAUUACAAUAAUAUGUGGAUUUAUAUCUAUUGCAAUACAAAUAAGUAUUAUAGCAUCACAUUUAAUUAUCUACUAUUAUUAUGGAUUUUGGGGUGGAUUGUUUCUUAUUUUUAUUGGCCUAAGUACUAUUGCUUUAUAUAAUCAUCAUCGGACAGAUUAUUCGAAACUUUCUUAUUUAUUUUUUUGGCAAAGUGCGUUUGUAGGAAUUCUACUUGGUGUUGGUAUUAUUAUUAUAUUAACUGAUAAAUGUAAUGAUAAAACAACAGAAAAUGAUAAUGAUGAUCAUAAAUGUAGAAACUCAUAUAGAGUACUUAAUGGAUUUUUACUUGGUACUUUUGCUGUAAUAUUUUUACAAUCAAUAAUACAUGGACUUAUUUUUUUGAUUUUGAAAAGAAAACAUUCGUUAAGCGAAAUUUCAUUUUCAUGA